AUGGCCUCGUCAUGGGAGCAUCUGGGCGAGCUGGGGACAAUCGGGCAGCUGGUCGGCGCCGACGCCGUCCGCCUGAUCGGAAUGAUCGUCCAGGCCGCGAACACCGCGCGGAUGCACAAGAACAACUGCCGCCAGUUCGCGCAGCACCUGAAGCUCAUCGGUAACCUUCUGGAGCAGCUCAGGAUCUCGGAGCUGAAGAAAUAUCCGGAGACGCGGGAGCCUCUGGAGCAGCUGGAGGAAGCGCUGAGGAGAUCCUAUGUCCUCGUCAACAGCUGCCAGGACCGGAGCUACCUCUACCUCCUGGCCAUGGGCUGGAACAUUGUUUACCAGUUCAGGAAGGCCCAGACGGAGAUCGAUCGGUACCUGCGUCUAGUCCCUCUCAUCACGCUCGUCAACAACGCCAGAAUCAGGGUACGGUGCUGCUCAUUUUCUCAGUUUGGAUGGAUUCAACAAUGCCGUCACAUCUCCCCCGAUUCCUUGCUUGGCAGGAAAGGCUCGAGGACAUCGAGAAGGAUCAGCGCGAGUACACCCUGGAUGAAGAGGACAGGAAGGUGCAGGACGUGAUCCUGAAUCGCGAUCCUUCCCAGAAGGAUGCUCUGGUGCUGAAGAAGACCCUCUCGUGCUCCUAUCCAAACCUACCGUUCGACAAGGCCCUUCGAAAGGAGAGCGAGAAACUCCAGCUGGAGUUGCAGAGAUCUCAGACUAACCUGGAUGUCGGCCAGUGCGAGGUCAUACAGCAUCUGAUCGGGGUGGCGGAGACCGUCGCAAGUUCUCUUCCCGAGAAGGAUUCUCCGCCAAAUAGUAAGCAAGAGCAACAUCAUCCAGGCUAUGCGAGGGCUAAAGAACACAGCGAUCGAAAACGGUUUGUUUCUCCCCACUUCAAUCUCCCUAGUGCUGUGAUCCAUCGCUAUCAAGGAAUCCUGCCCAGUAGGAAGAACAACAAGCCCCUUUGUGAUCUGAUCUUUGACAACCUUUUUGAAAAAUAAAAUAACUCUUUUUUUUAGCCAUUUGGAUUCUGGUUCCUCAUUACAUGCUUGUUUAGGCAUUUCCUCCUUGAAUUCAUAGUUUAGAGUUGAAUAACAGUUGAGUUUCCUCAAAAUUAUCCCUCCUAAGAGACCUGGUGGAUCGAUCAACCAAUCAAUUCGAAACCCAGGGAUAUGAAAUCCAUCUAUUUUAUUUCUAUGCCAUUUUUAUUUACCUGUUUUUUGUAUGAGAAACAAUGGAGCUCCCUGCUGCGUGCAGAUGCCCUUCCACCGUCGCAUCGAGCAAGGAGUCGCCUCAACAAGGAGAAUGGCACUCGGAUCUACUCGAUUGCUGCUCAGAACCGUACUUGUGUAAGCCAGUUCUUUCCAUCUGGCAUCCAAAUUCUUCAUAAGAACGAAUACAUUUUUUUUUAUUUUUGCUCUUCACCUAAAUUUUUUUUCAAAGCUGAAGUUAUUCCGUAUGAUAGCUCCCAUUAACGAACAGACUUACAUCGUUCAUCACCUUCUUCUGUCCUGCAGGCAUAAGAACGUUCUUCUUCCCAUGCGGAACGUUGUCGAAGAUUGCAUGCGUCGCCAAAAGAAGACCCGUCUGUGAGUGCUCCAUCUCCACGAACCAGUCCUCAUUCCUCAACAUCUGGAAUAAUUUUCAUGGCUUUGAUCAAAUGAAAGAAUGGACUAGAUCCCUUAUAUAGUCCCUUCAUUGGCUUUCAUAACACCGGAGAUCGACUCUGAUUAGGUUUCUUCCCCCUGGUCGGUCAUUGACUCUCUGCCUGGUUGUUUCCGAAUCGUCAGCUUCCGCCGAGGUGUGCAAUGAUCUGAUGGCUUACUCACUGGUGCUCUCGUGCUGCUGCUACACCUGCUGCAUCCGGAGGAACCUCCGCCAACUACUGAACAUCGAGGUGGAGUCCUCUUCCUCCGCGCCUCAAGAUGAUCUUCAUCCGUUUUUGGUGCUCAACAGAUCAUCCGACGACCUCUCCUGCCUGUUCAGGGCGGGUUCUUCGACGACUUCCUGUCUCAUCUGAUGUGCUGCUGCUGCGCGCUCGUCCAAGAAUGGCGAGAAGUGGAGGAGCGUGGAAUCCAAGGUAUGUGAAUGUAUUCAACCUGGAAGCUUUCCGGUGGAUCUACCGGCGGCGGCAGCGAGAGGUCCCGGUGGGGCUCCGCCUCCUGAUGGAUCCCAUGCAGAGGGGAAGGAGAUACCUAACGAGCGUCCGCCUGCACCCUGCAGGGCCGGAGAAGACGAAGACGGGACCGCCGCCGUUUCAGUGCAUGGAAUCCACCUGA
Messenger RNA from Spirodela intermedia, 2264 nucleotides. The record is from the annotation of a GenBank genome assembly. Lineage: Eukaryota; Viridiplantae; Streptophyta; Magnoliopsida; Alismatales; Araceae.